Messenger RNA from Syngnathus acus (greater pipefish), 2862 nucleotides. It is a transcript of the gene glrbb, whose product is annotated as glycine receptor, beta b. Gene Ontology annotation, biological process: chemical synaptic transmission; chloride transmembrane transport; nervous system process. Gene Ontology annotation, molecular function: neurotransmitter receptor activity; extracellularly glycine-gated chloride channel activity; transmembrane signaling receptor activity. Bases 410 to 1909 code for a protein of 499 amino acids. The transcript has 10 exons. NCBI's taxonomy places the organism in Eukaryota, Metazoa, Chordata, Actinopteri, Syngnathiformes, Syngnathidae. The record is from RefSeq and is a predicted model, not a curated record. Gene Ontology annotation, cellular component: synapse; neuron projection; postsynaptic membrane.
CGCGUUCUCUCUCCGUGGUGCUGAUGGGACGCGGUCUUCUGCGCAGCCGGGACUGCGCAUGAUGCAUGACAGAUGCGCGCGCGCGAACCAUCCGGUGAGCCUCCAUCUUGGUCUUCCUUGACCUGCCCAAAUUGAUCCACCCCUCUAAAAAACCAACAAGAACCAAAACAACACAGCGGUAACACAGCCAAGAUGCCGCUUAGGCGCGAUGAUGUGACUCUCCUUUAAAGACAAGCUUGCUGGAAGAAGGACGCUUUAAAGCCCCCUCGGGGGAAGAAGGAUGGAAAGGAGCGGCAGCGGCUGGUCGGGAAGGCGCCGUUAACAACAAUUAGCCCCAUCAAGCUUUCGCCGGUUGGUCCGGAGGGGAGUUUUUCGUCAAACGUCUGACAGGCUCCACUCGACACGCAAGAUGGGUGUCCAGAAGAAGCUGAUGGUCUUCCUUCUGGUGUUGUGCGUUUGCCUCCAAGGAGUGUCUACCAAAGAGAAGGGAACCAAGAAGGGCAAGAAGAAAGGGAAGCAGGUUUACUGCCCGUCGCAACUGUCAUCCGAGGAUCUGGCCCGCGUGCCUGCCAAUUCCACCAGUAACAUCUUGAACAGGUUACUGAUCAGCUACGAUCCCAGAAUACGGCCCAACUUCAAAGGAAUACCCGUGGAAGACCGAGUGAACAUUUUCAUCAACAGCUUCGGCUCCAUCCAAGAGACGACCAUGGACUACCGAAUCAACAUCUUCCUACGGCAGCGCUGGAACGAUCCGCGGCUCAAACUGCCGCAGGACUUCAAGUCCGACUCGCUGACCGUGGAUCCCAAGAUGUUCAAAUGCCUCUGGAAGCCAGACCUGUUCUUUGCCAACGAGAAGAGCGCCAACUUCCACGAUGUCACGCAGGAGAACAUCCUCCUCUUCAUCUUCCGCAACGGUGACGUGCUCAUCAGUAUGAGGUUGUCCGUCACGCUGUCUUGUCCGCUAGACCUGACGUUGUUCCCCAUGGACACUCAAAGGUGUAAAAUGCAACUGGAAAGCUUCGGCUACACCACGGACGACCUGCAGUUCAUGUGGCAGACGGGGGACCCCGUGCAGAUGGACGCCAUCGCCCUACCCCAGUUUGACAUCCGACAAGAAGACAUAGACUACGGCAACUGCACCAAGUUUUACUCAGGGACAGGCUACUACACGUGCGUGGAGGUCAUCUUCACCCUGCGACGACAGGUGGGCUUCUACAUGAUGGGCGUCUACGCACCCACGCUACUCAUCGUGGUGCUCUCCUGGCUGUCCUUCUGGAUCAACCCCGACGCCAGCGCUGCCAGAGUUCCGUUGGGCAUCCUGUCGGUGCUGUCACUGUCUUCCGAGUGCACAUCUCUGGCUUCGGAGCUCCCCAAGGUGUCAUACGUGAAGGCCAUCGACGUCUGGCUGAUCGCCUGCCUGCUCUUCGGCUUCGCCUCAUUGGUGGAGUACGCCGUGGUGCAGGUUAUGCUCAACAGCCCUAAGCGCAUUGAGGCCGAAAAGGCCAGGAUCGCGUCCAAGGAGAAGGCGGCGGGAAAGGGCGCUGCCAACACCGCCGCCAGGAACAACACCGUCAAUGGAACCGGGGGGACGCCGCUCCAUGUCAGCACCUUGCAUGUGGCGGAGACACGCUGCAAGAAAGUGUGCACCUCCAAGUCGGACUUGCGCACCAACGACUUCAGCAUCGUGGGCUCGCUCCCGCGGGACUUUGAGCUGUCGAACUUUGACUGCUACGGCAAGCCCAUCGACACGGCCGCCGGUGGCAAAUCACAGGCCAAGAACAACAAGAAACCCCCUCCCCCCAAGCCUGUCAUUCCGUCGGCCGCCAAGCGGGUGGACCUGUACGCCCGGGCCCUCUUCCCCUUCACUUUCCUCUUCUUCAACGUCAUCUACUGGUCCUGUUACUUGUGAUCGCCGACACCCCGGUCCUGACCUCCCACCCAUGCCCCCCUCCCCCCAAAAAACAAAACAAAAAAAACGGUGCUUCCUUCCAUCAAAAGCGUGUUAAUCCCACUCGUACAAAACUAAAACUAUAUAAUCUAUUUAUCUUAUCUAAAUGUUAUUUAUCAUCACUACUGAUGAUUUAGUCAACAGCUUUGCCAAAUGCACACUUCUAUAAAAAAAGAGUUUUUAUCAGGGGUGGGCAAAGUGUGGCUAGUAAUCUCGGCCACCUAUUAUUUACAGUGCAUCUGGAAAAUAUUCACAGCACUUCACAUUUUUAGUCACGACCAAAACUCAGUAAAAUAUUUUUUUCACGCCCAAAAUGUUACUCUCAAUUCAUAUUGUCAUAUUUAACAUCUAAGUUAUUAGAUUCACUUUUUUUAAAUUGGUGCAUUGAGUUGUUGAAAAGUGUAUUUAAAUUACAUUUAUUUAUUAAUUAUAAUUCAGUUUCAAUUUUACGUAUUUUCCCUACAUAUAUGAAAUUGUUCUUUUCAUCUCAUCUGGGACAGUGUCUGUUAUGAAAAUGAAAUGUGCAAAUUGGGGAAAAAGGUUUGCCCACCCCUGGCUUACUGUAUAUAUAAAUAUAUGUUUAUAUAUAUUUAUAUACAUAUAUAAUAUAUAUAACAUGUACAUAGCUUCUAUUUAUCAUGAGCUUAUUUUGUUUCUCAAGCAGAACGUUCCGUUGUUACGUUGCAUGUUUUUUAAAGCCGGGAAACGCAUGCAUGUGUGAACAUAUAAGUAGAAUAUCAAAGUAGGCAUUUUAAAUGACUUUUCUCGGGUGGGGGUUUCCCUAAUAUUUUUGCUCUUGAGUGACAGGCCCCACUGCCACCCCUUCACUGUGAUGUUUUCCACCUGUGUAUGCGGGUUGCAAGCAAAAGCUUAAUAAAAAGACAACUUUUCACGUAACGUGAUGCACACCGAAA